AUGUCCUCGAAACCACCACUCGCGUCGGGAAAUGCACAUCAAACAAAAAUGUCCGGCUCUUUUGGACCAUCCAGACGCUCUCUCGCGAUCACCUUCACCUUCAUGCUCACCUUCGUCACCCUCUUCUAUGUCUUCGCCCCCAAGUUGGUGCGUAAAUACGCCAGAAAGUUCAAAAUCGGUCAGAUCGGAUUUCUGAGCUUGAAAGACCUUGAAUGGACAAGUAGUCCUCACAUCCCAGGCUACGACCAGGGCGCAUCGCAUUCGGAGGAGGAUGAAGCUGAUCAGGAAGAAGGCGUCAGAAUAACCGUCAAAUCAAUCGGCUUACGUUUCGGUAGCAAUGAAGGCUCCAGGCGCCAAUGGAUUGCCCUAAGAGUAGAUUCUCCACACAUCAGAAUACCCAAGCGACGCACACGGUCAGAUUCUUUUGAUUCUUCUUCAGAUUCAUCCGAACCUGAAGUCUCAAGUGCCGAAGCCAGCUAUCGAUAUGGACGGUCACGUAAAAUUUCCGGCGCCAGUUCCACAUCACAGCUAUCAGGUCUAGCAAGAUUUGAUGCGCCCGGGCUUGGAUUCCUCAAAAGCUUAUCCCACAAGUCCAAGCAGGCCAGAUCCUCCAUCCUCCGCCACCUGCCCCCUCAGCUACACCCAACGCUCCGGCUGCUACGCAAGCUCUUGCGUCUCGCUCGCCUCGAAAUCGUCCGGCCACUUCUCAAUAAGCUCAACCGAUUUGGACGCCGACUUUCGUGGAUUAUCAGCGUCUUUGGCGUCGAAGUGAACAGUAUCGAGGUCGAUGUCAGUAAUAUCUGUCGGGCAACGUGUAGCAUUAAAACCGGACUGCAGCUUUCUAGAGGCGAUAAUGGCAAGAUUUGCUGCUGGAUCGUGGUCAAAAAACUUCAAAUCCACAAGCUAACUGCCGUCCCUGAAACCGGCCUUCCGAAAGACGAUAUACGACCGGAUCAAGCCACCACCACAGCCGCCUUCAGCUUUCCAGGUUGCAUCGAGAUUUCCGCUAGCGCUGGAUUGGACCCGGUGAUUGGUUUGGCCAGCAUAUGGGCCGGCACAAAACCGAGGGGAUACCAACGAAUGCUACCUUCUAAUUCCUACCAGAGUUACCCCUCAAGCACAGAUGGAUCUUGGAAGCGAUACAUACGGCCCCGCUCAGUCAACGUAACCCUCAAAAUAUCGGAAGAUUUGCACGCAACUCGACGCACGUCCAAGAAAACAAGCUUCCCUCCCAAUCUCAAAGCCUCCAGCGCCUUCAUCUCAAUCGAGAACGCUCUGGCAAUCGUACGUGCCAUGCCUCAUCGUCCCAAAACAGGCAACUCGACUGGCCCUUCCAUUUCCAUCCUCAAUGAUGAGCCUCUAUUCUCGUCGUCUAACUUUGCUCAUUUAGAAGAGUCGCAAGAUUCGCCAAGCAAAGUUUUCUCGAUUCUUUCAAUCAUCCGGCAAUUCCAAAUCUCAUUACCCCUCCUGCACUGCUAUUACAUCCUUGCCGGUCCUGUUCCAUCGCCCAUCUCGACAUCCAACGCUCCGUCUGGCCCAACGCAGAACAAGAAAAUGGCAAUCGAUUUACAAAUCACGAGGUUUGUGAUGAAUUUGGAUUUGAGUGCUGAAAAGACUGGAAACGAACCCAGUCGAUCCGACCAAAAUCUUACCACACACAUGGAGUGGUUUGGUCGUGGUACUUCGAUCCCCUUAAGACUCAAUUCGCAGUGGAAGGAUAUCAGUAUCAAUGCCACCCUUCUCCCGGAUUCCCCAAGAUCUCAAGAGUCCAUUCCCAGCGGACCCACCCAACUGCUGCGAAUGUCGGAAGUGUCUUUCGUUUUAAGCUCCUCAUGGGCCCCACGGACGCUGCGCGAAAGGAUUGAAUCUGAACAUUUUUCUUCGCAUGCAUCCCAUAUCAGCCUCAAUGGGGAUCACAACAGUCAUAUGAUAGUUGCAGAAUUUGACAUUGGGAAAAUUAGAGGACAAAUGCCCGUCGAUAACUUGCUGAUCAUGCAUAUGUUGUCACAAAAGCAUCCAUCAGGCUCUGCGAAGGUUAAAACUGCCCCGCCUUCGAUGUCUCCAACCAACAACAGGUCUCGUGAUAACCGACGAAAGGAUACACCCAAAUUCGUAUUUGGAUUGUCAAUCCAGUCGAUCUCAUAUGACUUCUAUGGUCCCACGUGUCCGCCCACUCCGCCCUCGUCGUCGUCGUCUUCAGGCCCUACACUCAAUCCUAACAGUAAUAUUGGUAAUUCAUCAAGAGCUACCAAUAUUUUAUCCAUUGGGUGUUCGUCUUUUCACCUCAAUUCGGCUGGAGAAUAUGUCGAUUUAGUUGUCAAGCGAUCGGAGGUCGCCAGACGCGUUGCUAGAACCAGGGCUCGAAAGAAUGAAGUAUACGUGCCCACAGCACUCCGGGCCACUAGGAUCAGUGAAGCACACGAGGAAUCGAUUUCGUCCGAGAAGCGGCCCGUUGACGCAGACUCUGCAUCGACCUGCCGCGAGGCCGAGAGUACUUCCCUCAAACCUUCCGAAGAGACAUACGACAAUCAACGGGACGCCGGGCCGCAUCCCCAAGCUUACCCUCUACCCAAUCCUUCUCCUUCGUUCACCCCAUGGAAGUCGAAAGUCGAUAUUUUUCGCGAAAAGAGCUCGGUGGAUUUUUUCUAUCGACUUUCUUUCACCUGGCAAACUCAUUCCAUCGAUAUCGUCUUUCAAGACGACAACAUCAAAUUAGAAAAAUCCCGCAAUCCCUUUGCGUCUUUUGAUCUGCCUUCCCGAAUGGCUUCGCCUGGUCCUUAUGACUUUUUCAGCUUGAAGACGGUCGAAGUUACCUCCGAGUUCUGUUUGGCUGGGCGAAAUAUCAAUUGCUUUGAUAAUAAGCCAGUGCCUUCCAUCGACCUUAGUCUCCGUGAAGGCACAGUACAGACAUUUAUAGAAGAGGUUUCUUUCGACCUAUGGCGACCUAAUGUUUUGGCGAGUCUCGUGGUUUUUACUCAGGCUUUCACCAAUUUUCGUCGGCAGUCCCCUCCUCCCGAAGCAAAAAAUGAGAGUGAUCCAAGUCCUGCACCAGUACCCCGUACGGUUCCGAUUCCCCGGGACAUCGCCUUCUCAUUCGCUGCAUCAAAACUGAGCCUGCGUGUCGCCGGGUUUGACCCCAAACGUGACUCGACGAUAGCACGCGGUACUCAGCUAGUCGUUUUCAAUGCGCUCAUCGAGUGUUUCCGUCAGUCAAGCGCCCAACCUGGCCUCUACGCCUCGCCCCAUCGAUUACGACUUGAUCUUCAGGAAGACAUCCGGGUCCAAGCCAACGCCCAACUUGUCCAUAAUCCUGAAUUCGAAAGCUGCCUACUGAAAUGCGCAAUGAAGAAGAUCGAAUUGUUUGCAUUGCCUGAUCUGACUGGCUCCUUACACUCAAACCGCUUCUCUAGGAUUGAUUCGCCAAGCCAUCUACGGAUGUUUCAUUAUCGUUCGCCCUCCUUGUGGGACGAGAAAGCUAGGUUUGGCUUUCGAAACCAUCGCGAUCCUCAAUCUCCCAUCGAUUCUACCCUCAACGAACCGCAUGACAUCCUUUCUGAAAAUCAAGAGGUCUCGAUCAUCGAAGUGAAUCGCUUCGCUUGUCGCACCACUUUGCAAAUUUUGAAACAGGCUGAUGCGGGGGAAGACGAACUGAUCUUAGCAGUCGAAACAGGCCUCAUAACUCUCCAUAUAGAUGCUUUUCACAUUUACUGCGCCUUGAUCAGUAUUUCCACGCUACUGAACCUCGCCAAAAAAAUCUCAAGUCACAAACCUGAAAAUAAGCGCUCUCCUCAAAGUUCAAGUGGACUACCUAUCGGUAUACGCGCUGAAAUAUCAAAAAUACAUUUCCACAUGUUUUUGUCUCAUCAGGUUCCGAUAUUCAUCGAAAUGCGAAGAGUGUCGUUUCAAAGAUCCUCUAAACUGGGCUUCGAUGCGCGCUGGGACAUCUUAUUAUUAGCGGGUCGCAGCGUGACUUCCCCAGGAAGAUGGGAUGACCUUCUGAAAGUGAAGACGUGUAAGGUCAAAUUAGUACAAAUCAAUCCAUCCAAUCCGGCUUCGGACCCGGCAUUAGUCAAUCGGGGCUGGCAUCCAUUCGUGGUAUUAAUUGAAGGCGAUGCAGCCCGGCUCAGAAUUCCUUUCAAGUUUGUUAUUGCUGAAGUGAUCGAAAACGUCUCCCUCCUCGUCAAGACCACUAAACAGUUGAUCUACGAAUUUGCUCGUGGUGGUACCGGAUCUGUCUUGCAACCUGAAGUCGAAGCCCCGAAGAAAUUGCCGGAAAUCAGAAUCAAGUUUCGAAUAGUGUGCGUGCAAGCCGAAGACGACCCGUUUGAAAACAAGUUGAAUGCCAUCCGCCGGGCAGGUAAAGAAGAGGUGAAAGAUCGCCUUGCACGAGAUGAAAGCUUUCAACAAAGAGCUCAAGAGAUGAAGGGACCCAAGACGUACCCGCCGAACGACAACAAACCUCGUCAAAGCUGGGAAAGCCAUCGUCACUCUGACCGGAGUAGUACAGACUCUCCUCGAAACGAUGACAGCUCUUCUUUUGACUCAUCAUAUGUUGGUCGAGCUGAAGCCCAAUCUCCUCGUGUUUCCGUGACACAAGCCGCGCAGCGUCUGGAUGAAUACAAUGGGGCGGCCUGGAUUAGGCGAAUCAGGAAUGCACUCGCGGAGCAAGAACGGCAGGAAGAUGCAAUCCAGAGGCAGUUGUAUGGUCACACUGCAACCAAGCUUACUGACGUGAUGCCCAUUCCUAUGCUUCCUGUCACGAAAGCAACGCCCCUGGUUCGUGUCGUGUUCAACUCUAUCCGGAUUGCUAUUUACAAGGCGGAUUUCGAAAAGGAUGAGAACGGACUGAUGGAUUACUUGCACCAAGUUGGUAAAGGCCUGCCUAAAGACACCAAGUUCUCCUUGAUCGUUCCGAUGCACAUCAGCUGGCAGAUGGAAGGCGCGACGGUCCGGUUACGAGAUUUCCCACUUUACCUCUUCUCUCUACCCCGACCUCAAGCCCAAAAUGGCCACCAACAGGAGCGCGAUCUCUCACAAUAUACUUGGCAGUUCGAAAGUGAUUUUGUACUCGCCGAGGAGAUGUGCGGAGUAGAGUCUGUCCGUGCAGUCCAGAGCGUAGUUAUCCCGCCCCAUCAUUCCUGCGACGGCAAUAUCUACACCCUCGAUAUUCCAAAGUCCGUGAUGCCCGUCAAAAGUUACGCCAACCCAUUCAUCAAGAUCAAAUCGACGGCGCCGGUCCAGCUUGGAUGGGGAAAUUCCAUGCAGCCGACUGUACAAGAUAUGAUGAGGGUCUUGGAUACUAUUUCUAAGCCACCAGUAGAUCUGUCCGAACGAGUUGGGUUUUGGGAUAAGGUUAGGUUGGUACUACACUGGAGAGUUGACGUCAGUUUCGCGGGUAGCAAGGCCGACGUAGUUUUGCAUCUCAAGGGGUCUAGGGAUCCAUAUGAACUGCUUGGUAGCGGAGCAGGUUUUGCCAAAGUUUGGCGGGGUAACGUCAAGAUCUUGUUAGGCCAUCAGAACGACGAGCAAGAAUUUUUGCAGAUCAAGAGUGACCAAUUCAUCCUUGGAAUUCCCAACCUGAAAGAUCACAUCAAUAACGCUGCAACGGGUUCAGCUCCACUAGCUACGGCUACACCAGCCGCUAACUACAAGCGGGUCUAUCAACGCCUAUCUCAAGAAUCGGAAUCGGAUGAGAGUGACCCUGAAACAUUGAGUUCAAGAGAAACUGAAUUUAUCAAGAUCGUCGGUAAAUUGACAAAUGGCGUGAGGUGGGGGAUGGGAAUCGUUCUAGAAAGGGCGUGCUCGGAUAGCUUGGAUAAGGCCUGCAAUUGUCAUGGUCCUGCGUUCCACCGGAAGUGUCGAAUCUUCUCCUUCAAGCCUCAUUACCAGGUUGUCACUAAAACUCCCCAGUACGGCCGCGCGCCUGAUGGUUCCCCUACAGAUUCUUAUGAAGAUUUCAGGUCUGAUUUCAUCCAUUUCUCCAUCUCCCUUACCUCGCCCACCGAAAGUGGAAAUCGACAAAAACGGCCAACUGGUCAAAACUCGUUGUACUUUUCCGCCGAAAGCUUCACACAUUUUUGGUGUUGGUGGAAGACUUUCGACAGUGCUCUAGCACUACCGAUUCGACAAGGCAACCUUUUCCCCUCGGCCCAGGCUCCCUCGAAGAAAUUCGGUCGCCACGUUGCAACGAUCAAAUACCGAUUUGGGAUCUCGCCUCUUUUCUUGGCGCACACUUACAGGUAUGAAAGCGCUCCAGAUUGGGUGCGUGGGAAAAAUGUCGUCUUAGGUUUCAAAGCAAAAAUCUCAACAUUCAAUGUUGAUCUGCACUCGAGAGCGGUCGAGACCACGAUCAGGAAACCCGAAAUGAAGGAACCAAAGAAGCUCAUCCGAAAAGCUUUCUACCAAGCUGAGAUCGAAUGUCAAGACGUCGAGAUUCGAGCACUUUCAGCGGUCUUUCAAACCCCAAGGAAGUCCACAUAUGCUAAUGACAUCGGUCUUACCGCUGACCAGGAUGAAUCUGAAACGAACUCCAUAUGGGAAGAUACUCUCGAAGACGAGAGCGAAUUCUUAGUGAAUCCAUCCGGAGAAGAAGGAUUUUCGAUCUACUCCAGCAAAUUGGGAAAGAAAGAUAUGGAAUGGAUUGAUCUCAAUGAUUUCUCCGAUAUCUUCUUUUGGCCCAACUCCAGCGGCGCCCAGCAACCGAAAAUCAAGAUGUUCGAUUGCUUGUCAUGUCCUCGGAUCUCUUUCCUCCGUAGACCUUCCUCAGCCGCAAGUUUCCAGGUCUCGACCGCUAAUAACAAUGCUUCCGAUGGGGAAAGUAUAGCCGAUGGCCAGCCGAUCGAGAGAACUAAAUUUGGGAAAGAAGACACACACACUUGUUUUAUAGGGAAAGCUGAGGAUCCUAUGAAAGUUCAAGUCGGUUUGAUCGAUGCGCGUUUAAAGGAACUCAACGAUAAAAAGUAUCACUGUCUUGUAAAUGCAGGGUCCUACCAUCCCCAACGUCCCGAAGACACCAUGAUGCUGUUGCAAAUCGAAGCGCGCAUGCAAACCCUCCGCGAGUUAAAAGCGACCAUGUUGAGGGAUAAAGGGAAUUAUAACCGGGACAGCCAGACCGAAGAUGCCGACAACCAAGCCGAGGGCCUAGACUGCUCUGAUUCUUGGGCUGACGGAGAAAGGUUUUUGUACGAAAUGGCAAAGCAAAUCUCGGAUGAAAAUAGUGAAUGGUCCAACAGGCUUCUGGUCCACAAUCCCUCGAUAUUAAUCUCGAACUCCAUAAGGGAUAUACUGCUGAAGUAUUAUUACAGCUCUUCACAGCGUCGAGCGUUCAUGUAUCAUAUUUCUGCGAGAGCGGUCAAGUUCAUUUUGGAUCUAGCCGAGCAAGAAUCAUCCAUUCCAGCGCAAAAACCCAAACAGGAGUUCAACAAAAGAAGGUCCCGCAUGCGGAGCUUUGACUAUCAAAAAUUUGAAAGCCGAAUGAAUUCUGGGACGGGCUCUAAACCUCAACCGAAGUUUCCCAACGAAGAUUGUUCAGCUUCGCCUUUCCGCUCAUGUAUCGAAGAGCAAGCUGAACAAGAUGUCCCCGAUGAGUUUAUUCUCGAUCCGGCGGACCUUGUUCUUUUGCUGCGACCCCAAAUCGCCUUUCGGAGUGAAGUUGAUGACAUAUCAACCGUCAUUCUAACCGCGUUCCACGCGCAAUUCAAGAGUUUCGAGGUCUUGGACCCUUCACACAUCGAUGAUCCUGUUAAUGCAACUGUGAUGAAAAGAAAUUUUGGCACGGUGAAGGGCUUCCAAAUGUUCUAUCCCUGUAACUCACCUGCCGCAUCCUCAUUGCACCCGGCUCCAGGUGACCAAAAUUCCCAGGUUCCGAUCGAAGUCUUGGUUGAUCUCAGGCUUGAGCCUUGGGGGUUUGAUCGGUUAAUUGGACGAUGCACCGUCAACAUAGCCAAUGACGCAUUCAACCAGCUUCGUAUUAAACGGCGAUCGGCGGGCGCGGAUGGAAGCUUUUCCUCGGCGACUCAGCCACACUUGCAAACUUCGACAGACUUGCUUCGGGUCGAAAUGGCCGAUGCGGUUUCAGUACAUGCUACCGCGACACACUAUCGCGCAAUAUAUAAUGUGAUCACCGAUUUGUGCUUGUAUAUUGAUCCUGCCCAAAAAAAGCGGAAUGCGGCAUUGGAAACGAUGCAAUUUGCCUAUGACGUCGACGAUCUCGAGGGGAUGGCCGACCAGAUUCAGCAACAGCAAGCCCGAAUCCGACUGUAUAGAAACAAGCUUGACGAAGGAUACGUGGACCUAAACGUUUAUGACGAGGUUCGGAUGGCAGCUCUCACUCAGUGCGAAUAUCAACUUUGGAUCCAUGCUUCAGACCUGAACCUGAUGGUGGAAGCCAUCCGCAGAUCUCAAGCCAGUAGACUGGGUAGAUCGAAGGCAGAAAAAUUACCAGGUUCCCAGCUGUUAGGCCACGCCAAAUCGAUCACUUGGCACAUGCUUGCCGACAGCGGCGAAGCAAUAGCCAAGCUUUCAGUUACGGAUACUCGAUUCGAAAGCUACACUCUGCCAGAUACAUCCGUCAGUAAUCGGCUAUACGUUCAAGACAUGCUAGCGUUGAACAUCAGCGCGGAUAGCGACCGACAGUUCGAUGAAAUUCUCUCUCGCUAUGAGCCUUACAAUCCUCUCGGCCCCGCAGUAAAUUCGAAGCAGUUCUUAAUGGUUCUCUGGAAAACACUGCCACCUAUCGCUGGCAUUUCUAUAAUAGAAUCAUUCCUUCUAGAAAUCCACCCAAUCAGGUUACAAGUCGAACAUGCGAUUGGAGUGAAGGUCCAUGAUUACCUCUUUGCGCACAAGUCGACAACUGCUGAAAGUGAACACGACUCGGAUGAGCCAGGGAAUGCUAUCGAAGCUUUGAACGUGCCGGUAAUCGAAGGCGACGUGAAAAAACUUCAAAAGAAGCGAUCUAUGUUACUGAACCUGCAUCAACCCAAGAGUCGCGCGGUCACUCCCGAUCUGCCAGAUACCAAGCGCAAAACCGGUAACUUUUCGACCCUUCCGUCUCAAGAAUCUCUGUAUGAUUUAGGUUCUGUGAGUGGGCGCUCGCGGCCCACCGAAUCCUCAGGAUUCUUGAAUGCAGACUGGCGCUCAUCCUUCGGAGUCAACUCAUCCACAGCUGGCGGAUCUCUUUCCAAUCGAACGUCUCGCGCAGUAUCCGUUCGCAGUAAUUCCUCUGACGGCCGCCGCCAGGGUGCAAGUAUGAGUACGACCCCCACGGUCUUGAUGAAUUGGAACAAGCAAAAAACUGAGGAUGCGACUGAAAUGAAGAAGCGAGCUCAGUUGUACAAAUCAUUCUUAUUCAUUGACGUUGCACCCACAAUACUGUGUGUUUCCUAUAGUGGUCCAAAAUAUCCGGAUAUCUUCGAUCUCGUCGUUAAAGUUCCGCCAUUUCACUUUGAAUCCAGGACGUGGUCCUACAGCGAAUUCUUCGAUGAAAUCCGCCGGACAUGUGUUUCCUCGUUAUUCAAGCAAUCUCCUUCGAUCCUAGGACAGAUCAUCACGACUGCGAGAAAGAAUAAAUCGGUACCGAAGCUGAUGGGCCAGAAAAUGGCCUCCGGUUUCAAAUUCAAAAAGAGGAACUUGUUCGAGCGUGUCAACUCUACGCCUACUAACGCUCGUCAUGCUUCCACGAGCAGCUUAUCAUCCACCCUCGCUGGGACGACUAUCGAUGAGGGAAGCUCUACCACCUCUCAAGAUACACACAUGCCGCAGAAUGCGCGUUCGCCUUACUUGGCGACGGACGCGUCCAGCUCAUUCGAAGGCUAUCACGCACAGAACAUCAAAGAGAGCACCCCUCGACCCGCUUUCUUCAACCAAUCACCUCAACUUUCCGGCGCUUUUUCGUCCAAUGGGAACAGUCCAACCCUCGGCUCCUUGGAUCUCGAAAGCUGUGAAACAAUCAAUGACAAUUUCCCUACCUCGGAUAACUCACCACCCACACUUGACCAUCGGUCUCGAUCCUACGAAGGAACAGAUCACUCCUCGCCCUUUACGCCCAUAGGCCGACGUCAAACGCAUAUGAGAUUGUCAGCUUCAGAUGCCAGCCACUUUCAUCCGCACCAACCUGUCCGCCAACGUCGUCAGAGCGAAGGACCUCCCUCAUCGUCACAUCGUCUUCCCAUUACUACUGAACCCAUGCCUUUGAAUUCCACCUUUUUCACAAAUCCAUCUUCUCACCCUUAA
Messenger RNA from Puccinia triticina, 10230 nucleotides. RefSeq lists its product as uncharacterized. Bases 1 to 10230 code for a protein of 3409 amino acids. The transcript has 10 exons. The record is from RefSeq and is a predicted model, not a curated record. Lineage: Eukaryota; Fungi; Basidiomycota; Pucciniomycetes; Pucciniales; Pucciniaceae.